This is a messenger RNA of Euleptes europaea (tarantolino), 2590 nucleotides long. RefSeq names its product hepatocyte growth factor (gene HGF). The coding region runs from base 2 to 2155 and encodes 717 amino acids. The transcript has 18 exons. Gene Ontology annotation, biological process: proteolysis. NCBI's taxonomy places the organism in Eukaryota, Metazoa, Chordata, Lepidosauria, Squamata, Sphaerodactylidae. Gene Ontology annotation, molecular function: signaling receptor binding; serine-type endopeptidase activity. The record is from RefSeq and is a predicted model, not a curated record.
CAUGUGGACCAACACACUUUUGCCCCUGGGGCUCCUCCUGCAUUGCCUCCUGGCCGCCUCUCUGGCAGCAGGCAAGGGGAAAAGAAAUGCUCUUCAUGACUACAGAAAGACAGGUGACAUGAUCUUACUGAGGACGGACAAAACACUGAAAGUGAAGACCAAGCUGCUAAACACCACUGAACAGUGUGCCAAGCGAUGUAGCAGAAGUAGAGGACUGUUGUUCACUUGCAAGGCUUUUGCAUUUGAUAAAGUGGCCAAACGCUGCCAUUGGCUGUCCUUCACCAGCUUAGAAAAUGGAGUGCGACGCAAACAAGACAACACUUUUGAUCUCUAUGAAAACAAAGACUAUGUUAGAAACUGUAUCAUUGGUAAAGGAGCAGCUUAUAAAGGAACUAUAUCAGUCACAAAGAGUGGCAUCCGGUGUCAGGCAUGGAAUUCCACAAUACCUCAUGAACACAGCUUUUUGCCUUCGAGCUAUCGAGGUAAAGAUCUCCGGGAAAACUACUGCCGGAACCCUCGAGGGGAAGAAGGGGGGCCCUGGUGUUUCACAAGCAAUCCAAAGAUCCGUCACGAAGUCUGUGACAUUCCUCUCUGUUCAGAAGUGGAAUGCAUGACAUGCAAUGGGGAAAGCUACAGAGGUCCCAUGGACCGCACAGAGACUGGCAAGGAAUGUCAGCGUUGGGACCUUCAGAGACCUCAUAGGCACUCCCAUCGUCCAGAGAGACAUCCUGACAAAGGCCUCGAUGAUAAUUACUGCCGCAAUCCGGAUCAUAAGCCGAGGCCGUGGUGCUACACUCUUGACCCCAACACCAUCUGGGAGUUUUGUGCAAUUAAACCGUGUGCUCAGAGUGUGGUGCCCAAUGCGACAGCAGAAGUAGAAACGACAGAGUGCGUCGAAGGUCAAGGGGAGGGCUACCGUGGAACUGUGAACACCAUAUGGAGUGGGAUUGAGUGCCAGCGCUGGGACUCCCAGACUCCUCAUCAACACCAGUUCACACCUGAGAACUAUAAAUGCAAGGACCUAAGAGAGAACUACUGCCGAAAUCCAGAUGGAGCAGAGGCACCCUGGUGUUUUACUACCAACCCAAACAUUCGCAUUGGGUACUGUUACCAGAUACCGAAAUGUGAUCUGCCGGGUGAGCAAGAUUGCUAUCGAGGGAAUGGGACCAAUUAUAUGGGUAAUCUGGCCCAGACAAGAUUUGGCUUAACUUGUUCGAUGUGGGAUGAAAACAUUCAGGAUUUAAUGAGGCAUCUGCCAAUAUAUAGAGAGCCAGAUGUCAGCAAGCUGAAAAGAAAUUACUGCCGCAAUCCGGAUGACGAUGCCCAUGGUCCAUGGUGCUACACGAGUGACCCGCGCAUUCCCUGGGACUACUGCCCUCUAUCAAGAUGUGAAGGCGAUGCAGUUCCUAUGAUGAGCCCCUCAGACUCGACUCUCAUUCCUUGUGCCUCGACAAAACAACUGAGAGUUGUUAAUGGGACCCCAACUCAACCUGACAAAGGAUGGAUGGUUAGUUUAACAUACAGGAGCAGGCAUAUCUGCGGAGGUUCAUUAAUAAAGGAAGACUGGGUCUUGACAGCAAGGCAGUGUUUUCUUUCUCGGUUCAAUCUGAAAGACUAUCAAGCCUGGCUUGGAAUACAUAAUGUGGAAAGAGCACUUGAGGAAAAACACAGACAAGUUCUGAAUAUCUCCCAGCUGGUAUAUGGCCCUGAAGGAUCAGACUUGGUAUUGCUGAAACUUUCCAGACCAGCAGUCAGCAGUGAGGCUGUGGGGAUCAUCAGGUUGUCUGUUUCUGGAUGCACCAUUCCAGAAGGCACCACUUGUAGUGUGUAUGGAUGGGGACACACAGGAGACACCUUUGAUGGAGUCCUUCAAGAAGCAAAUAUGAUCAUUGUGGGAAAUGAACAGUGUAAUCAGGGAUUUAAAGGAAGGGUGGUCAUGAAAGAGUCAGAAAUGUGUGCCAGAGCUGAGCGCGUUGGCAGUGGAACUUGUGAACGGGAUUAUGGCGGUCCAUUGGUCUGUGAACAAAACAGGAUUAAAAUAGUUGUGGGAGUUAUUAUUCCUGGGCGUGGAUGUGCCAAGCGACCUUCAGUUUUUGUCCGGGUGGCCUUCUACUUCAGAUGGAUACAUAAAAUCUUAAUGACGUACAGAUCGUAGCUGAAUGCUCCAUCCAAGAAAAUAAAUUCCAAUUGUGGGAACAUUUUGGGAAGUAUGAAAUUGAAGUGUAAUAGAAAGUCCUCAAUCUUAAAAAAGAAAGAAGUACUACUACUUGAUAGUCAAGUUUUGUUGAUAUUUAUGGAUGUUCCUCGUUUUGUCUUAUGGUGUGUUUAUAUAUAUGUUGAUUUGAGCUGUGGUUAUAAGCAAGUAGGGGGACCUAUUUCCUGAAGAUACUUGAAUGGGAAAGCAAAAUUGCUGACAUACAAUUACUGGAUGAUGAUGUGUUCUGUGGAUUUAGAAUGUUUGCAUUCUUAUAUAUGCUGCUGGUUAGUUCAGCUUGUCCAUGAGACAUAAAUAUCAUUUUAAUUUAAAAUGUUCCUCUUACCUAAUCUAAGCCUCUUAAUUGAUGCAUAAAUUCGUCAGCUGGAAAUCUAU